Messenger RNA from Penicillium macrosclerotiorum, 1452 nucleotides. RefSeq lists its product as uncharacterized. The transcript is spliced from 2 exons. NCBI's taxonomy places the organism in Eukaryota, Fungi, Ascomycota, Eurotiomycetes, Eurotiales, Aspergillaceae. The record is from RefSeq and is a predicted model, not a curated record. Bases 1 to 1452 code for a protein of 483 amino acids.
AUGCCUUUGCUAGCGGGUGAAGAGCGUCUUUUGACCGUUUUCGCCGAUAUUCAUUACUAUUUCGCAGCGCCUACUCCAAAGCCCCUCCACCACCGAUUUGAGAAGGGCUCAUACUUGUAUAUUUACCACGAUCCAUCUCAGCACAGAGCGCGCAUCGAGAUCGCCAAUAACCCAGGCUCUGCCGAUCAGGAUGCGUUCCAUGGAGUCCUGAAGAAUGCCCAUAUCAGACAUUCGACCCAAUUUCAUAGCCGCUGUACCCUGACGGUGGACGGAAUAACUGGUUCCCCCCAGCCACAAGAGCACCAGGCUUCCCAGUCUGACUGGCGACUACCAUGCGCCAAUACACAUACAGGUCAGCUUGAGCUGGCCCGUCUCCAUACACUGGAUAUCUAUUUUUGGACGGUCGAGGAUGCGAACGACUUCCUGGAUACGCUAGGCCGUAUCUUGGCUGUCUCGCAAGUGGAAACGGAUCGAAUCGUCUUGCCUAGCCAACAGUUGAGCUCUGUCGUUCAGCAGCUUGAGAAUGUAGCAGUCUCUGACCCGGCCUAUCAGAACGGACAAACACUAAAUUCCAGAUCAGAGCCCAGUGUCCUACCAACUCCCGGUUCGCAGGACCUCUCACGAACUCCGAGUUUCGCUCCUCCCCCGACUACCCCGCUGGUUGACCAGCAAGCUAAUACGGGUAGUCAGGCUUCAGGGAGAGAGCGAAGAGAAUCAGCAGCCAGCUUUGCUCCUCUUCCGUACAAUCCUGCUGCGCCUGCCGCUCCAGAGCCAAUCAAACAUCGUGAAAAGACUCCCCCGCCGGAGGAUGGCGUCGAUGGUACUGGGCUGGCGGCAGCUCUAGCAGCCGAUCAUGGUGUUCCAUACACAUCAGCACACCAAACAGGCAGCACACCUGGGAUCGGGUCAUUGUCACCCCCACCAUCCUCGUCGCAAGGCCUGUCCUAUGCUGGACCUCCCGCGACUUCUCCGGCAGCAUACGCUUCUCCUCCACCGAGUGCCGGGCUCUCGUUUAACAAUAGAUACUCUUCCCAGACAUUACUCCCAAGCCCGGGCCUGCCCUCGUAUAUCCAGUCGACCCAGAUCGGACAGCCGUACAUGCCAAACGUCCAGGGACAGAUGUCCUUUGCGCCACCUCCUCAGGACCCCAACGCACAUCUCUACGCGCAGCAAGUUUACGGCACUUCCCAGUCCACCCUGCUGCAUCCGAGCCGCAGUGGAUCGAUUAGUGGAUACUCAAGUCAUUCGCAUGGCCCGCCGCAGGCUUCCGAAUACGACAUUCACAGCCAGGUAUACCGGCCAAUGGAGAAUGAGGUCGGUGGACAUGGUACUAAGUGUGCCAAGAAGGCAAUGGAGGCGCCCGGGGAGCGACCUCGCAAAUUCGAGAAUGGUGCGGCGAAGUUGGAGAGUGGAGUCAAUAGGCUCUUCAGGAAGCUAGAGAAGAAGCUCUAA